Molecule: messenger RNA, 3566 nt
Organism: Coregonus clupeaformis (lake whitefish)
Lineage: Eukaryota; Metazoa; Chordata; Actinopteri; Salmoniformes; Salmonidae
Product: acetylcholinesterase collagenic tail peptide
Exons: 16
Coding region: 139-1536 (465 amino acids)
Source: RefSeq, a predicted model, not a curated record
GUCAGAGAGAGUGAGAGAGAGUCAGAGAGAGUGAGAGAGAGUCAGAGAGAGUGAGAGAGAGUGAGAGUGGAGUCGUUUUGCUGUGGCUCUUCAGUAAACCCAAGUUAGAGACAGACAGGGUAUUGUAUUUACAGCAGCAUGAUCCUCAUCACAUUUGGACUCUAUCUUCCACUAUUGUUUUGUUAUGUCCUGUCUCAGUCCUCUUUCCUGGACAAUAUUCUCUCAUUCCCAGCAGGUCUCCAACAACAACCUGCCUUGGACCAGCAGAGGAAAUUCAACCCCUGCUGUUUACUGAGUCCGCCCCCGCCCCCCCUGUUCCCUCCUCCCCCCUCACUGUGGCACCGCGGUGGUCAUAAUGAAGAGUCCGAUAAUGGAGGUAAACAUGGUAAAGAUCCAGAUCCAGGGACGGAGCUGAAAGGUCCCACCUGUGUCCCAGGCCCCCCAGGCCCCGAUGGACCCCCCGGUCCUCAGGGUCCAGCUGGGCUACCAGGUCUGAAGGGACCAAAAGGAGAAAAGGGAGAACUGGGACGACCUGGACAAAAGGGUCGGACGGGGCCUCCAGGUCUCCCAGGUCGCCAGGGACCAGCCGGGUGGCCAGGACCAAAUGGGCCCAAAGGGGAGAAGGGAGAUGGUGGAUUGAUGGGAUUACCUGGAGUAAGAGGACCUCUUGGACCUAAGGGUUUACCCGGAUACAAAGGAGAAAAGGGUUCCCGUGGUGACCGUAGUGAGGCUGGGAUGAAGGGAGACAAGGGCACAAUGGGCUUCCCUGGAAUGCUUGGACAGAAAGGUGAAAUGGGUCCAAAGGGAGAACCUGGAAUCUCAGGGAAUAGAGGACCGACGGGCAGACCAGGGAAGAGGGGCAAACAGGGAGGGAAGGGCGACAAUGGGAUUAUCGGCCCUCUAGGUCCAGCAGGUCCUCAGGGGCCCCCCGGCCACCCUGGUCCCCCAGGUCUGCCAGCCUCAGGACUCUACGUGGUCGGAACGAAAGGUGAGAGGGGGCUACCAGGUCUUCCUGGACCUUGCAGCUGUAACUCUGUUAGUGUUAACAGCCCACAGUUUGAUGAACAUAGUUCCAGGAGCGACUACGCCAAAGUGCCAGCGAUAUUUGUGGUAAACAAUGAAGAAGAACUAGAUCGUCUUCAUACGGACAACGCCCUAGCCUUCCGGAAAGACCAGAGAUCGCUUUACUUCAAAGACACCAACGGAUGGCUGCCGAUUCAGACUUCUUUCUUCCAGCUGACGCCGUUCCAGUCUACGGAGAACGCUCCGGAACAGGAGGGUUACUGUGGCGACGGGAUCGUUCAGAUUCCCAACGGGGAGGAAUGUGACGACGGGAAUAGGAUUGUCACCGACGGCUGCGUCAAGUGUAAACAUGCUUACUGUGGAGAUGGUUAUCGUUACGACGGGGCCGAGGAAUGUGAUGGAAAGGACUUUGGCUAUCAGACAUGCAACUCAUAUCUCCCAGGGUCUUAUGGUCGUCUCAGAUGCACUCCGUACUGUGUCAUUGACUCUACAAACUGCAAGUAUUUCACAUGAAGAGGAACCUGGACACAGCAGUGGGAUCCUUCAUGUCUUGUUUGCUUUGGCACUAAACAGGAUGACCGUAAUGCAAAAAAAAAAAAAGAAGAAGAAAGAUCAACAACAACACUGCAAACAAGAGACUCAAAAAGGAAGUGGUGACAAACUGGACUAAACCUGACAAAAUGACUAAAACUACACACACUAACUCUGUUGAAUCGCUGCUGAAGCCAUGUAGCUCCCGAGGAGGUGGGGGGAGGGGGGGGGUGGCGGCGAGUAAAAUGCCCCCUCACCCAUUCACAGGAAACGCACAGGACAAUUUCACUUUGUCUUAAAUAAAACUCAACCCAAGACUGAAGAGGCUCCGCCCACACCAUACCUGAUAGGACCAGGGCCUGCCGCUGAACGAGAGGCGGUCAAAUGAGAGAAGUGACAGACAGCCAAUGGGAGAGCUCUGAGAAAGAGAGAGAGACUCGUGGGUGGAGCCGGAAGCCAUAUUUACCUCGACGUAGCACUGUUAAAGAAAAGAGAACCAUGUCUGGACAAUCAGAAGCAGGGUGCUGUGUAUUUUACUGCAAUGUGAAUGACGUCAUGUAGCAUUUGCAUGAGGCUGAGAUUGCUGUGUGACCAUGGCAACAGAUGUCACUACCUAGGCAUGUAACCAAUCACAAUACUUACUAUCGUUGUCAUGAGCUUUGUGCUGUGUAUAUAUAGUAGGUAGACGUCUCCAAUUGUACGUAGGGAGUAUAUUGUAUGUUAUAAUUUCACUAAUCAGGACAGGAGGGGCAUGUUAUAAUGAUACUGUAUUCAGGAGGAUUCUGAAAGCCUUGUUCAAUAGAGGCAGAUCUUAAGCCUUGUUCUGUAUGUUCUUAAGAGGUAGAUCUUAAUCCUUGUUCAGUAUGUUCUGAAGAGGUAGAUCUUAAGCCUUGUUCAGUAUGUUCUGAAGAGGUAGAUCUUAAGCCUUGUUCAGUAUGUACUGAAGAGGUAGAUCUUAAGCCUUGUUUAGUAUGUACUAAAGAGGUAGAUUUUAAGCCUUGUUUAGUAUGUACUGAAGAGGUAGAUCUUAAGCCUAGGUCAGUCUGUACUGAAGAGGUAUAUCCUCUUCAGAAGAACAGUAAAGCUAUGUACUGUAUAGUAGUAGCAUAAAGCCAAGAUGGCCGCUUGUGGAAAUAGCAGCCAAGCUGAUAGACCGGGAUCCCUCACCACCUGGUAGAACUGAACAGGGGCCUUGUCCCAAAUGACACCCUAUUCCCUAUAUAGUGCACUACUUUUGACCAGAGUCCUAUGGGCCUUGGUCAAAAGUAGAGCACUAUAUAGGGGAUAGGGUGCCAUUUGGGACAGCCAGGCCUGUGCGCUCUAUUAGCUUGUGAUAGCACUGGACUGUAGUUCAAGAGGGCCGUUCAGAAUCUGGACAUUGUGGACAUGGUCAGCUUUGCUUUAGUUUAGAUUGACAUUUCCACGAUUUAACUCAGGAACCACUAACAUAAUGUAGCUGUGGUCGUGCGGUUUUCACAGACAUCCUCCCUUAUAUCCAUUGUAGACCACAGAUGAGACCACCGAGUCUGUGCUGCACACUGACUUACACUGUCCCUCUCCUCACUCAGAAGUGCUUACUGUACACGUUGAUGACUCAUGCCAUCAGUCCUCUAGGUAUGGAGGAGGACCUCAGUGCACUACUGUCUGCAGGGAGAUAUGACACGUGAAGGCUGGCAAACUGUUAUUAUUACUACUACUACAUUUUCUUCAAUCAUUUCCUCAUUGCAGAACAGGAACCGUUUUAGCUGCUAUUUGGUAGGAAGUGAAUUCCGAUAGUUAGGGUGGGAAACCUUGGGACAGUCUACGGUGCCUCAGUUAGAAAGCUCUGGACACAUCUUUCUGUAUCAUAUUGUAGCAGUACUCCUCUUGAUCCUUCUUUAUCCAGCCUGCCUGCUUAAAUAACUGGAUAAGAGCUACUGCACCACUCAGUGGUGAACUGAACACUACACAGUGCCUUACAAAAGUAUUCAUCCUCCUUGGUUGUUUUUUCUAUUUUGUUGUAUUACAACCUG